AUGUCAACCAAGUCUGUAUGCGAUUUUUUCCUUCCCAGUAUUAACAUUACAUGUGACCCGAUCAAUCAAGACCAAGAGAUGCGACUUAAAGACGUUCGGUCACAUCCUGACAAGCGUGACUCUGUAGCACUGGCCAAAUCGACCGACUACAACGCUGCAGAGGCUUGA
Molecule: messenger RNA, 168 nt
Organism: Phycomyces blakesleeanus NRRL 1555(-)
Lineage: Eukaryota; Fungi; Mucoromycota; Mucoromycetes; Mucorales; Phycomycetaceae
Exons: 3
Coding region: 1-168 (55 amino acids)
Source: RefSeq, a predicted model, not a curated record